This is a messenger RNA of Enhydra lutris kenyoni (northern sea otter), 2749 nucleotides long. RefSeq names its product BUB3, mitotic checkpoint protein (gene BUB3). Gene Ontology annotation, biological process: mitotic spindle assembly checkpoint signaling. Bases 183 to 1169 code for a protein of 328 amino acids. The transcript has 8 exons. Gene Ontology annotation, cellular component: mitotic checkpoint complex; bub1-bub3 complex; kinetochore. The record is from RefSeq and is a predicted model, not a curated record. Lineage: Eukaryota; Metazoa; Chordata; Mammalia; Carnivora; Mustelidae. Gene Ontology annotation, molecular function: ubiquitin binding.
CCUCCGAGCGGACCAAUUGGUUGCCUCGAGCGAGACGUUGGCGUUUGAAAUUAGCCAAUGGCAGUCACACGCUGGAGCUUCCUCUCCGCCUCUUCUCGCCCAGCCCGCGAGUACUGGGAGGAAAGCGAGGAGGUGGUGGCGGCGGCCAGCAGCGGCUAAGUUGCUUCGAGGGGGAGUCCAAGAUGACCGGUUCUAACGAGUUCAAACUGAACCAGCCACCCGAGGACGGCAUUUCCUCGGUGAAGUUCAGCCCCAACACCUCCCAGUUCCUCCUGGUCUCGUCCUGGGACACGUCGGUGCGCCUCUACGACGUGCCUGCCAACUCCAUGCGGCUCAAGUACCAGCACACCGGCGCCGUCCUGGACUGUGCCUUCUACGAUCCAACACAUGCUUGGAGUGGAGGAUUAGACCAUCAAUUGAAAAUGCAUGAUUUGAACACUGACCAAGAAAAUCUCGUCGGAACCCAUGAUGCCCCUAUCAGAUGUGUUGAAUAUUGCCCAGAAGUGAAUGUGAUGGUGACAGGGAGUUGGGAUCAGACAGUUAAACUGUGGGAUCCCAGAACUCCUUGUAAUGCAGGGACCUUCUCUCAGCCCGAAAAGGUGUACACCCUCUCAGUGUCUGGAGACCGGCUGAUUGUGGGAACUGCAGGCCGCAGAGUGCUGGUGUGGGACUUACGGAACAUGGGCUAUGUGCAGCAGCGCCGGGAGUCCAGCCUCAAGUACCAGACUCGCUGCAUCCGGGCAUUUCCCAACAAGCAGGGCUAUGUAUUAAGCUCCAUAGAAGGCCGAGUGGCAGUUGAGUACUUGGACCCAAGCCCUGAGGUGCAGAAAAAGAAGUACGCCUUCAAGUGUCACAGACUGAAGGAGAACAACAUUGAGCAGAUCUACCCGGUCAAUGCCAUUUCCUUUCACAACAUCCACAACACAUUUGCUACAGGUGGCUCUGAUGGAUUUGUAAACAUUUGGGACCCAUUUAACAAGAAGCGGCUGUGCCAGUUCCACCGGUACCCCACCAGCAUUGCGUCCCUGGCCUUCAGUAACGACGGGACCACGCUCGCAAUAGCAUCGUCGUAUAUGUAUGAAAUGGAUGACACAGAACAUCCCGAAGAUGGUAUCUUCAUUCGCCAAGUGACAGAUGCAGAAACAAAACCCAAGUCACCAUGUACUUGACAAGAUUUCAUUUACUUAAGUGCCAUGUUGAUGAUAAUAAAACAAUUCGUACUCCCCAAUGGUGGAUUUAUUACUAUUAACAAAGAAACCAGGGAAAUAUAUUAAUUUUAAUAUUAUAAGAACCUGAAAAUAAUGGAAAAGAGGUUUUUAUUGAUUUUUUUUUUUUUUUUAAUGAACACUCUUAAGUGCAUGAGAUGGUUGAUGGUUUGUUGCAUUAAAGGUAUUCUGGGCAAACGAAAUUGGAGGGCAGUGACCGCACUUUUGAGAAUCAGUUUUGACCUUGGUAAUUUUUGUUUCCACUGUGGAAAUACAUGUUUGUAAAUAAAUAUAGGUAAUAAAAAUCCUUUUGCAUUCUUUCUGGACCUUAAAUGGUGGAGGAACAGGCUCUUGAGCCAUUUGUUUCUUUUGCUGGUUGUAGUUACUAAUUCGAAAGCUGCUUCAGACCGCCUCAUGAGGAGGUUAAUCUACAAUUAAACAGUAUUUCCUCUUGGCCGCCCAUUAUGUUCCGAAGCAGAUGGGUCAUCGUUUCCUGGGCUGUUCCACAAAGCAAGGUUAAGGUUAGACUCCUGGGAAUCAGCUAGUUUUCAAUCUUAUUAGGGUGCAGAAGGAAAACUAAUAAGAAAACCUCCUAACUUCAUUUUGUGACUGUAAACAAUUAUUUAUUAGCAAACAAUUGAUCCCAGAAGGGCAAAUUGUUUGAGUCAGUAAUGAGCUGAGAAAAGACAGAGCAUAUCUGUGUAUUUGGAAAAAUGAUUGUAGCGUAAUUGUAGUACAUUUCGACAGGCAUCUUUUUGGACCUGUUUCUGUCUCUAAAUGAAUUUUUGGAAACAUUAACGAGGUUUACAUAUUUCUCUGACAUUUAUAUAGUUCUCAUGUCCAUUGCAGUUGCCCAGCCGCUGGUGAUUAAGGUUAAAAAGAAAAAAUUAUAGUGAGAAUGAGAUUCACUUUAAUGUAAUGCCCUGAAGCAGAACACGAACUUAGCUUGGUCUAUUCUAGCGAGUUCCAAAUAGUAUUUUUGUGGUCAGACUCCGGUGUUUUAUUUAUAUUAUUUGCAAAUGUGUGUUUUUGAAUGGGCCUUGGACCCUUACUGAAAUUUACACAUGACGUGUUUUUUUUUUUUUUUUUAAAUUCUUUUGAUACAGAGAAAGUCUUGCUUUUAUUUUGUAAGCAUUUCAGUGAAAACUUAGUGUUAAGUGUGAACCCAUCUUUUGAAAUGUAUUUUCUUCAUUGCAGGUCCACCUAAUCAUCUCGUGAAAGUGGUUUCUCUAUGGCAAGCUUUGUUUUGCUUCCUACAAAUACAUACUCAUCCCCUAAGGGAUGUGUUGUAGUCAUUGUGGACACCUUAUUUAGUAUGUGGAUUUCUCUGUUUUCUGUCUUAAAAAAACUUGUCCGUGUGCCCUUCCAUGCUGACUUUGUGUAGGAUGAGGAGUCUUUGUGUCCUUGGGUGAUAGUCCGAAGAAUUGUUUUUACCCCCAGAAAGCCCAGUUGCUGUUUCGGAGCAGCUUGAGCUCUUUUUGUAAAAUAAUCUAACCCUGUUAUUGCUGUGCUGUCUAAUAAAUCAGAGAUUCAGAACCCUUAAA